CCAGCCCUACCCGGUAGAAACAAAAAAAAAUGAAAAAAAAAUUAGGCCCGAACCUGGCCCGGACCGGCCGGUUCAACAUUUUCAAGGCCCGAGCCCGCACCGGGAUUAGACCGGUUCCGGUUGGCCCGAACCGUCCCCAAGUCCAGGUACCGGGCCGGGCCCAAACAGUACCGGGCCGGUCCGAUUCCGGGCCGGGCGGCCCGACCCGAGUCCACCACUACGUAAUACUGAUAAUAAUAAAUAAAAAAAUAAUCCAACUUUAGUAACAAUAUUAGUUGACUAUUAGUAUGGUUAUUAUCAAUGAUAAUAUUAUUAUUUGACUAUAUUAAUAUUAUUGUACAUUUAUUGUUAUUAGUAUUCAUAAGUGACUAUUACUAUAAAUAUGCAGGUUGUUGAUAUCUGUAAUUUAUGUAUAAUAGUAAAACUGCAUAUUAUAAUGGUAUUGAUAAUGCUUAUAAUGAUGAUAAUCAUAAUUAUAAAAAUAAGGAUAGUUAUAACGAUAAUAAAAUGAUAUCUAUUGGUUUAUAUAGUAAAACUGAUUUAUAAAUCAAUAUUGUAUCAAUCUAUGAUUAGUUACUAAAGAUUUGAUUAUCACUCUUACUAAAACAUUUAAUUAAUUCUCCCAAGUGUCAAUGCAAGUUCACACGGUCCGUGAAUAUCAAUUCACAUUAUUAGCUAGGCCAACUCAUUUGUAGAGAAAGGAGGAGAAAAAAUCUCUAAUUUUUAAAGUGUUAUAACUUUUUUAUUUGUACUCUAUUUUUCAUAAAAAAAUAUAUCAAAAUUUGUAACUCUUUAUGAUCUUUCAUAUGACACGAAUAUUGCAAAUGUAAAAAUAACAAAGUCUAAAGAUCCAAUUGAUGAAGAUUUUAAAGCUUAGAGCUUUUUUUAAAGCCCAUAACUUUUUUUAAGUAGAUUAAAAUCAUAAAAUUAAGAUUUCAUAAUUAAUGUUUACAUUUUUGAGUUAAUUUAAAAAAAUCUAAAACAUGUGAUUCCUUAUUAUUCAUUGUUCUAUAUAGUAAACACGAAUUAUGAAAUGCUACUGUGUGACUCUCUUAUUGAAUUGGCAUAAUAAAUAUUAUUAUUUUAACACAUCGGGCCGCAAUGGAGGCGCGGUUUCAAUUCACGGGAAAAUCUACUAUGUAACCCAACAAAAUCAUAUGGUGGCCGCAAAGAGGCCAUAUCAGAUUGUAUCAUGACAUCAAAACUAAUUAUUUUCUCAUUUCGUUCAAACGUAAAAUUAAAUUACAACGCAUCGGUCGCAAUAGCCGCAGCCACAGUGACCGCAACCACAAUGCUACCGCAAUAAAAAAAAUUGAUAUAGGCUAAAGAGUAAAUAUGUGAUAUAUGCUGACGUGUAGUUUAAUAUAGUCAUUUAAAAUAUAAAAAAAUAUUAUGGUUGGUGGUUAGAUCAUACUCCGUAGUAAAAAUGUGUUAUAUUAAACUUCGUAUCCUAUGAAUGAUUGACAAAUUGACGUGUCGGUACCGGGGCAUUGCCCCGGGCGUUACACUAGUUUAUAUGUAAAUUCAUAUAUAAUACUAAUAUCAAGCAGUACGUAAAGUUGUACUAGUAAUAGUUUUUGCUAUAAUAAUCGUACUGAAAGUGCGGGCUACAAUAAUGUAAUGUACUAAUGUGAGCUAGUAGCUUAGUGUUACCUCCGUCCCGUUGGAAGGUUCCCAUAGCAAAACGUCAGGGUUAUUUAGGCAAUAAUUAAAUAAAUUACUUCAAUAUAAGGGCUUAUUUGCACUUUUUUGGUUAGUUCGAGGACUUAUUUGCACAUUUUCUCUAUAUCUUACUUUGAUUACGCUUUUCUAAUGAUAUACUACGUAUAUGAUCAAAUUAUUUUGUAUAAACUAUGAUUGAAUUUCUAUUAAUGUAAAUUUCCAAAUUAUUAACUUUUUUAUGUGUACUAAUACGUAAUUAAAUAUUAUUACAGUCAAAGUUGUGUUAAGCUAUGGCCCCCGUGGCAAAUAUAAUUACAUAAGCUAAAAAACUUUGGCCCCACAAAAAAAUGGUGUUAAGCUCUGGCCCCGGCCUUCCAGAUCAGAUUUCAAAUUGGGUAAAAUUGCUAUUUGGGGCCACUUAAUUAAAUAAAAAUAAAUAAAGAUAACUCACAUGUCUAAAUUACCCUUGUUUGAAGUAAUGAGUUAAGGAAUGGUUGUCGAUUAUGAGAAAGGCAGAACUUGAAAAACACAAGCACGGUGGAAUGAAGAAAGCAGGAAAAAUAGAAACGUUGAAACUGCAGCUAAGGCAUUAGUUGAUAUGGCUGAUGAAUUUAAUGCGCUACUUUCUAAUCAGACUUGGGAUUUAGUGCCUUGGGAUGGCUUGAAAAAUGUGGUUGGAUGUAAGUGGGUUUAUAAAACAAAGUAUGAUUCUGAUGGGACUGUUGAGCGCCACAAUGCGCGUUUAGUUGCUCAAGGGCUUAAGCAACAGGUUGGUGUAGAUUUUACUGAAACUUUUAGCCCUGUAGUUAAACUCACUACUGUGCGUCUUGUUUUUUCUAUUGUUGUUUCUCUUGGUUGGUGUAUUCGCCAGUUAGAUGUUAAGAAUGUUUUUUUUCAUGGUAAUCUUACGGAGGAG
Cuscuta epithymum is the source of this 2578-nucleotide messenger RNA. Lineage: Eukaryota; Viridiplantae; Streptophyta; Magnoliopsida; Solanales; Convolvulaceae. The record is from the annotation of a GenBank genome assembly.